Molecule: messenger RNA, 690 nt
Organism: Naegleria gruberi
Lineage: Eukaryota; Heterolobosea; Eutetramitea; Acrasida; Naegleriidae
Exons: 1
Coding region: 1-690 (229 amino acids)
Biological process (GO): DNA-templated transcription
Cellular component (GO): RNA polymerase III complex; RNA polymerase I complex; RNA polymerase II, core complex
Molecular function (GO): DNA binding; DNA-directed RNA polymerase activity
Source: RefSeq, a predicted model, not a curated record
AUGAACAACGCAAAUUCUGAAAGCUAUCGUUUGUGGAGAAUAAGAAAGACUGUCCUCCAAAUGUUGGAUGCUCGUGGUUAUAUGGUUCUUGAAUCUGAAAAGAAUAUGGACCUUGCUGAAUUUGAAAGUAAAUUUGGUACAGGACCUAAUAAUGUUUCUCAAUCUGGUCAAGCCCGUGGGUAUACAACAAUAGGAAGAGACAGACUUAGUAUUGUUACAUCAAUGGCUGAUGAUCCUUCCGAAAUGAUAUUUGUUUUCUUCCCAGCAACAAAAGCUAUUGGUAUGAAACAAAUCAAGGAUUAUCACUCUAAAAUGAAGGAUAACAAUGUAAAGAGAGCUAUUCUUGUCUUGAGACCAGCUGAUUCAUUCCAACAAAAGGAUCUCAGCUCUCAAGCUAAGAGAGCAAUUGAAGCUCUUCAAGCUAUUGGAUAUAUUCUUGAAACAUUCAAGGAAACUGAACUUUUGGUAAAUAUUACAGAACAUGUCUUGGUGCCACAACACGUUCCACUCAACAAGGCCCAACAUGAAGAAUUGCUCCAAAGAUAUAAAUUGAAAGAAACACAAUUACCAAGAAUGAAGGUCACGGAUCCGAUUGCAAGAUAUUAUGGUCUUCAAAGAGGUGCUAUUGUAAAGAUUAUUCGUUCUUCGGAAACAGCUGGCAGAUAUGUUACAUAUCGUUAUGUUGUUUAA